Molecule: messenger RNA, 1185 nt
Organism: Xyrauchen texanus (razorback sucker)
Lineage: Eukaryota; Metazoa; Chordata; Actinopteri; Cypriniformes; Catostomidae
Product: tetraspanin-1
Exons: 10
Coding region: 96-950 (284 amino acids)
Cellular component (GO): membrane
Source: RefSeq, a predicted model, not a curated record
AUGGAACAGUUCAAUAAUUCUCACCGGCCCAGGAUCCCCCACUUGAACCAUGUUGGUGGAAAAGUUCUAUGUGAGCCCUCUUUGUGAACUCCAAAAUGUGUGUGACACAACAGAAAGACGUGUUCUUCAGAAACAAAGAGCGAAAAAUUCAGGUGAAGAAAACAACAGAAGAAGGAGGAGCUCCAAGGAUUUGGAGCACUUUGGCUCAAAAUAAGAUUAAAAUGGGCAGCUACACAUUUGUCAAAGUUAUGAUGGUUGUGUUCAACUUGCUUAUCUUUCUGGGGGGCCUGUGUCUGACGGUUACAGGGAUAUGGGAGACAGUUGAUGGGGGCUCCUUCAUCCGGAUUUUGAUACCAUUCUCUCCCAAUUACCUGCGUCACCCCAACGUGUCCGUCUUCUGCAUAGUGAUUGGCUUAGUUAUGAUUCUGCUCGGAAUGCUGGGGUGCUGUGGAGCUCAGAAAGAGAGCAAGUGUCUUCUUAUAACGUUCUUCUCCAUUAUCCUGGUCAUUUGCAUCGCUGAGGUUGGAGCUGCAAUAGUUGGCCUGUUCUAUACUUCACAAACUGAGAGCAUCCUAAGAGCUUGGGCUCUACCUGGGCUGAAGGAACAGUAUGGGACAGACCAAGUGUUCACAGACUUGUGGAACUCAACCAUGGCAACAUUGCAUUGCUGUGGCUUCAACAACUAUACAGAUUUCUCUGAGUCCAACUACCUUGAGCAGAAUGGGGAUCUUUUUCCUCCUAUGUGCUGUUUGGCUACUGAGAUUUUCCCCUGUGAUGAGGAUUUUGCACUUUUCAGUGAUGUGGUGGGCUGUUUUAAACAAAUUGUUACAGUUGUCCAGAGGAAUGCUAACAUUGUAGGAGGAAUAGCUGCUGGCGUCACUGCCAUUGAGUUGGCAGCGAUGGGGGUGUCCAUAUAUCUUUAUUGUUACCUAGACAACAAUGCCACCUGAAAAUCUUCUGUUUAUUCUUGUGUAUCUACAACUUUUGUUUGUCAAACAGAAAAUCUUAGCUAGUUUUGUAGAUAGUUGUUGUAUGUACAGUAUAUAUUACUAUUUUCUAUUUACUGUAUAGUAAGUUUACAAUUGUAUCAAGUAAACAAGAAAAUGCAGAAUAAAGAAAUUGUAAUAUUUCCCAGUUCUAUUAAUAAUACCUCACUGGUUUUUGGAGAUAAGUGACAUAGCUAAC